CCGCCAACGCUUCGCCAGAGCCAUGAACGAGGAGUACGACGUGAUCGUGCUGGGCACAGGCCUCACGGAAUGUAUUCUCUCUGGCAUUAUGUCGGUGAACGGAAAAAAAGUCCUCCACAUGGAUCGCAAUGCUUACUACGGAGGCGAAAGUGCAUCUAUCACACCCCUGGAGGACUUGUACAAACGGUUUAAUCUACCCGGAUCUCCACCAGAGUCGAUGGGCCGAGGAAGAGACUGGAACGUGGAUCUGAUUCCCAAAUUCCUGAUGGCGAACGGCCAGCUGGUCAAGAUGUUGCUGUACACCGAAGUUACUCGCUACUUGGACUUCAAGGUGAUUGAGGGCAGCUUUGUCUACAAGGCAGGGAAGAUUUACAAAGUUCCCUCAACCGAGGCAGAAGCCCUGGCCUCCAGUCUGAUGGGCCUGUUCGAGAAACGGCGCUUCCGGAAGUUCCUGGUGUACGUGGCCAACUGUGAUGAGAACGACGCCCGCACCUUUGAAGGGAUUGAUCCCAAGAAGAACACCAUGCGGGACGUGUACAAGAAGUUUGACUUGGGCCAGGAUGUGAUCGACUUCACCGGCCACGCUCUGGCACUCUACAGGACCGACGACUACCUAGACCAGCCUUGCCUCGAAACCAUCAACAGGAUCAAACUGUACAGCGAGUCUCUGGCUCGAUACGGCAAAAGCCCCUACCUGUAUCCUCUCUAUGGUCUGGGAGAGCUGCCCCAGGGAUUUGCAAGGUUAAGUGCCAUCUACGGAGGCACCUACAUGCUGAACAAGCCAAUUGAAGAGAUUGUUAUAGAAAACGGCCGAGUGGUUGGAGUGAAAUCGGAAGGGGAGAUCGCUCGCUGCAAGCAGCUCAUCUGCGACCCCAGCUACGUCUCGGACAAAGUAAAGAAAGCGGGCAAGGUCAUCCGGGUCAUCUGUAUCCUGAGCCACCCAAUCAAGAACACGAACGACUCCAACUCGUGCCAGAUCAUCAUUCCCCAGAACCAGGUCAACAGGAAGUCGGAUAUCUAUGUCUGCAUGAUCUCUUCCGCGCACAAUGUCGCGGCACAAGGGAAGUACAUCGCCAUUGUGAGCACUACAGUGGAGACGAACGACCCAGAGAAGGAGAUCAAGCCCGCCCUGGAGCUCCUGGAGCCUAUUGAGCAGAAAUUUGUUAGCGUCAGUGACCUGUUUGCACCGACCGACCUGGGCAGAGAGAGCCAGAUCUUUAUUUCCCGCACUUACGACGCAACCACCCACUUUGAGACAACGUGUGAUGACAUCAAAGAUAUUUACAAGCGGAUGAUGGGCGUAGACUUUGACUUCGAGGAGAUGAAGCGGAAGAAGAACGACAUCUACGGUGAAGAGGAGCAGCAGUAG
Messenger RNA from Euleptes europaea (tarantolino), 1369 nucleotides. RefSeq names its product GDP dissociation inhibitor 2 (gene GDI2). The record is from RefSeq and is a predicted model, not a curated record. Gene Ontology annotation, molecular function: Rab GDP-dissociation inhibitor activity. Gene Ontology annotation, biological process: small GTPase-mediated signal transduction; protein transport; vesicle-mediated transport. NCBI's taxonomy places the organism in Eukaryota, Metazoa, Chordata, Lepidosauria, Squamata, Sphaerodactylidae. The transcript has 11 exons. Gene Ontology annotation, cellular component: cytoplasm. Bases 23 to 1369 code for a protein of 448 amino acids.